AUGAGAAUGAGGUGGGUGGUGUGUGUAGGAGUUUCCUGGAUCCUCUCCAUCUCCAUAGCUCAUGCAGACUUUGACAUCUGCAGCCUGAAGCCCAAAGAUCUGCCCCUGGAGCCAGUAUGUGUAUACCGCAACCUGAAUAUCCUUGAUGAAGAAGAAGAAACAGUUGCGACCUCUAAGGAGAUCCCUACGUCCACCAACCCCCGAGUGUGGGAGCUGUCUCAAGCCAACGGGGGCUUUGCACUUUCUCUCUUCAAACAGCUCUCCAAAGGCAAGUAUGAGGAUGAAAACAUCUUCAUGUCCCCGCUCAGCAUCUCAACAGCCUUCGCCAUGACGAAACUGGGGGCUUGCAACAGUACGCUGGAGCAGAUCAUGAAAGUGUUCGAGUUUGACACAAUAAAAGAAAAGACGUCAGAUCAGGUUCACUUUUUCUUCGCCAAGCUGAACUGCCGCCUCUAUCGCAAAACACACAAAUCUGUGGAACUGGUCUCAGCAAACCGUCUGUUUGGAGAGAAAACAUUCGAGUUCAGUGAGGCCUAUCAGAACAUCAGUGAGAUAGUCUAUGGGGCCAAGCUGCUGCCGCUCAACUUUAAGGAGAAACCUGAAUUUUCAAGGCAGAGAAUCAACGAGUGGAUUUCUGAGAAGACAAACAAUAGAAUAAACAACACGUUGCCUGAGGGCUCAAUAGAUGUAAAUACCAUUCUGGUGUUGGUCAAUACAAUCUACUUUAAGGGCCAAUGGAAACACAAGUUUGACAGAUAUAAUAGCAUGGAGUCCAAAUUCCAUGUCAACAAGACGCAAAGCUGCCUGGUGCAGAUGAUGUACCAGGAAAACAUAUAUCACUAUGGAAACUUCCCAGAGGACAAGGUACAGGUGCUUGAGAUGUUCUACAAUGGAGAAGGCAUUUCAAUGCUGAUUGUAUUACCACACAAGGACACAAAGCUUGCUGAGGUGGAGGAAAAUUUAACUCUCCAGAAACUCAGUGACUGGUUGAACAAAAUGAAAAAUAAACCAGUGGGAGUGCAUUUUCCACGUUUCCGCAUAGAGGAUAACUUUGGCCUCAAAGAGAAGCUUCAGGCUAUGGGCCUCCGUGAUAUUUUCAGUGCAGAGGAUGCCAGUCUACCAGGCAUGGUAGCGAAGAAUCAGAAUGACCUUUACGUCAGUGAUGCUUUCCACAAAGCUUUCCUUGAAGUCAAUGAAGAGGGUAGCGAGGCCGCAGCAACUACUUCUAUCCUGUUCAUCGGUCGCUCCCUCAACCCGAACCGCGAGGUUUUCUUAGCUGAUCGGCCUUUCCUGCUCUUUAUCCGAGAAACCACCAUCAACACCCUGAUCUUCGCAGGCCGUGUAGCAAAUCCCUGCUAA
This is a messenger RNA of Neoarius graeffei (lesser salmon catfish), 1359 nucleotides long. It is a transcript of the gene serpinc1, whose product is annotated as serpin peptidase inhibitor, clade C (antithrombin), member 1. The record is from RefSeq and is a predicted model, not a curated record. The coding region runs from base 1 to 1359 and encodes 452 amino acids. Gene Ontology annotation, molecular function: serine-type endopeptidase inhibitor activity. The transcript has 7 exons. NCBI's taxonomy places the organism in Eukaryota, Metazoa, Chordata, Actinopteri, Siluriformes, Ariidae.